GCUGCCCUCAGAGAGCCAAGCCAAGCCCUCAUCUGAGUUGCAAACGGUGCAGGGGCUUUACCUGGCAUAGCCAGCCAGCGUUAGGGUUUCUAUUCUCUCGGCCCUUUCCGGAUGUAACCAUGGCUAAUCGCACGGACCCGACAGCGCGGAGCGUGCAUGGCACGAAUCCGCAGAACCUCGUGGAAAAAAUUCUGCGCUCGAAAAUCUAUCAGAACACUUACUGGAAGGAGCAAUGCUUUGGUCUUACAGCUGAGACUUUGGUGGACAAAGCAAUGGAAUUAGACCAUUUUGGAGGGACGUAUGGAGGUAAUCGUAAAGCGACUCCAUUCAUGUGCUUAACGCUAAAGAUGCUCCAAAUUCAACCCGAGAAGGAAAUUGUGGUUGAGUUCAUCAAGAACGAAGAUUACAAGUAUGUGAGAAUACUUGGUGCUUUUUACUUGAGACUGGUUGGAAAGCCGACUGAUGUGUAUCAGUAUCUUGAACCCUUGUACAACGACUAUCGGAAAUUGAGACGAAGAACUUCGGAGGGUGGCUAUAUUCUCGCGCGUGUGGAUGAGUUCAUCGACGAGUUGUUGACGACGGAGUAUAGCUGUGAUAUUGCCUUGCCUAGAGUUCCCAAGCGAUGGACACUGGAGACUACUGGAUUGCUGGAUCAGCGUCGGAGCGCUUUGGAAGAUGAUUUUGAAGAAGAGGAGGAGAAAGAGGAGGAGGAAGCUGCUGCUAAUGGUCUUGAAGCUAUGGAUGUUGACAAAGAACAUAGAAGAAGUCGAAGUCCAGUGAAAGAAAGGGAGCGAGACGAAGAACAGGGUAGAGAUCGUCACCGAGACUAUCGGGACAGAGAUAAUCGGGACAGAGGCGACCGGGAUAGAGGCGAUCGCGACAGAGGCCGAGAUCGUGAUUAUGAUCGUGAUUAUGACCGUGGCAGGGAUAGGGAUCGAGAGCGAGAGCGAGAGCGAGGCCGAGACAGACACCGAGACCGAGAUCCUGACCGUGAUUAUCGUUAUCGUGAUCGGGACAGGGAGAAAGAUCGUGAUGUAUAUGAUAGAGAUCGUGAUAGAGAUAGGGAUUAUCAUCGUCGUGAUCGUGAUCGUGAUCGGGGCCGCGACCGAGACAGAGAACGAUACGGUGAUCGGGACAGAAGGAGGAGUCGAUCUCGAAGCAGAAGUAGAGAGCGGCGUGAUCGUGAAAGAGACCGUGAUGCCCGCUCGCCAUCUCCUGACCGCAAAAGAAGGCGAGGGCGAGUUGAUGACGAUGGACCACUGGAGGAUGGUGAGCAUCGGGCAAACCCCGACGACAAGAAGGAGAAAAAAGAAAAGAAGAAAGAGGAGAAGAAGCAACCUGUUACUGAUGGAACUGACCACCCUGAUCCCGAGAUUGCCGAAGCUAAUAGGAUACGUGCUGCACUAGGACUAAAGCCUCUGCGUCCUUGAUAUUGUCCUGUAUUACUUUUUGUAUGCUUAGGUGGGUACGGCUUUAACUUGAUUGAGGUCCAAGAAAGGCGUUGUCCAUACAGAUGUCUCUUAGGCAUGCUUCCACACCUCCCUGACUGCUAAAACUUUUGUGUGGAACAACCUGUUGAUUGUUAGGAGCUACAGCAGUUACUUUGUAGUUAUUGGCUCGAGAAAAUUGGUGAAUUGUGAUAAUUACGCUGGAUGGAGGAUUAUAUUUCUUUUUCCUGAGAAUUUCCUACGCGGGGAACAAUUUAUCGGCUCACAGACAUCUACAGAAUCGUGUAUUGCAAACGUUCAGAGGCAUAUAUAGAGAAUUGUAGCGCGUGUUC
This is a messenger RNA of Physcomitrium patens, 1780 nucleotides long. RefSeq lists its product as uncharacterized. Lineage: Eukaryota; Viridiplantae; Streptophyta; Bryopsida; Funariales; Funariaceae. The record is from RefSeq and is a predicted model, not a curated record.